This is a messenger RNA of Geodia barretti, 747 nucleotides long. Lineage: Eukaryota; Metazoa; Porifera; Demospongiae; Tetractinellida; Geodiidae. The record is from the annotation of a GenBank genome assembly.
AUGAAUCUAACGGAUAAAAUUGCGAUUGUGACAGGCGCGGGGCAAGGUAUCGGCAAAGCGAUUGCCAUCAGACUCGCGAACGCUGGGGCACAUGUUGCUAUCAUGGAUUUGAACAUGGCAGCGGCUGAAGCGGUAGCAGGGGAAAUUGAAUCCAUUGGACGCAAAGCAUUACCGGUUCAGGCAGAUGUAUCACAGUCCACUGAUGUCAAUGCUGCAGUUGAAAAGAUUAUUUCCACCUUCAGCCGUGUCGACAUUCUCGUCAAUAACGCCGGUAUUGCAGGGCGGACACUGCCAUUAACCGACUUAGAGGAAUCAGAUUGGGACACCGUGAUGGCUGUAAAUUUGACGGGUGUCUUUCUCUGUUGCAAGGCAGUCAUCAGCCAAAUGAUUGCACAGGACUAUGGUAGGAUUGUGAACAUUGCCUCAAUCGCUGGCAAGGAGGGUAAUCCGACACUUAUCCCGUACUCGGUAUCUAAGGCUGGUGUUAUAUGUCUGACAAAGGCACUUGCCAAAGAGGUAACCGACUAUAAUAUCCGUGUGAACGCGGUAUCGCCUGCGGUUAUCGAAACGCCAAUUUUGGAAGGCAUGGCACAAUCGACUGUCGAUUAUAUGAUAAGCAAGAUUCCGUUGGGACGUGUCGGGAAACCGGAGGAGGUUGCCGCUGUGGUGAAUUUCUUGGCUUCGGAUGAGGCGAGUUUUGUGACGGGGCAAUGCUACGAUGUGAGCGGUGGAAGGGCGACGUAUUAG